AUGGCGAUGCCGGCUUUAACGCUGGGACGCCAGGCAAUGCGCCGGCUAUUUGGAGCCGAAGGAUAUCGCCUACUCCGUUCAGGCGAGCUGGAGCUAGCUGGGGGGGCGCUUCCGUCUCUGGCUUCACGUGGAAGGCCCUUUCACUCGUCUAUUUGCAAUGCUUCGUUUAUUUUAAAUACUAAUUUACAUGUUUGCUAUGCGGGUGUACGCGGCUCGCGGCACUUUUCGAAAAAGGUACCUACCGGUUUCGGUAGGUUUGCGGGCCGUGGAGGGAGUUCCGACACCGGUGCUUCGGAGGACCAAGCUGAUAGUGGACCAUCGAGUGGUACCAAAAAACCCGAAGGCAAGAUGGGCAACUAUCCAGGCAAGCCUACGGAUCCUAAUGGCUCGAAAAACGAUGGCAACAGCCCGUUUGCGGCACUGUGUGCAGCGCCGUUCAGGUUGUUGUUUUACGGACUGUUGGCGCUAGGGUCCCUCAAAUUUUUUUACUCCAGCGAUCUCCCUAACGAGAUAACGAUGCAGGAAUUCUUAAAGAAGUACUUGAUGCGCGGUCUCGUUGAUAACAUAGUGAUCGUGAACGGCAAGAUCUGUCGUUGUUUGCUGCGGAGUGAUUCCAAGACGGAGCGUAAGGUGGUGACCUUCCGCAUACAAUCCGUUGACUCAGCGGAACGGAAAUUGGACGAAAUACAGAGGUCGUUAGGUGUGCGCCCCGAAGACUUCAUCCCUGUCAAGCAUGUUGAGGAAGUCGAGUGGUUACGUGUGCUGAAGUAUGCGAUCGCCGUUGGGAUUCCUGUCGUCUCUAUGGCAUUAAUUGCUUGGAGGAUAUUGUCCAGCAGUCAAUACAUUGACCGCAUACACCGUAUGCGGAAUCUCAACUUGACCAAUGCCAAGGACAUCAAGGUUGGCGUGCGUUUCAAGGACGUGGCUGGUAUGCACGAAGCCAAGCGCGAGAUCAGCGAGUUUGUGGAUUAUCUGAAGAACCCGAAGUCUUACGAGCAAUACGGCGCCAAGAUUCCCAAGGGGGCGUUGCUGUGCGGUGCUCCGGGUACCGGCAAGACUCUGCUAGCUAAGGCGGUCGCUGGGGAGGCGAAUGUACCGUUCUACUUCAUUUCUGGCAGCGAUUUCGUCGAAAUAUACGUCGGAGUUGGCCCUUCUAGGGUGCGCAGUUUGUUCCAGAAGGCCCGCGAAAAUGCGCCUUCCAUUGUGUUCAUCGACGAGAUUGACGCCGUGGGCAAAAGGCGUGGGGGAAAAAAUGGCACCGGCAGCCACGAUGAACGAGACAGCACGCUGAACCAAAUUCUGGUUGAGAUGGACGGUUUCAAGGCGAGCAGCGGCGUGAUCGUGCUGGCCGGCACCAACCGCCAUGAAAUCCUAGACCCCGCGCUCGUGCGGCCCGGGCGUUUCGAUCGCAUUAUCACCAUUAAUAGCCCGGACCUGGACGAGCGUUACGAGAUUUUCAAGGUGCACUUAGCUCCGCUGAAGUUGAACAAGCUGCUAGAUGUGGACGACCUGGCCCGCCGUUUGGCUGCGCUAACACCAAGCUUCGUGGGUGCGCAGAUCGCUAAUGUUGCUAACGAGGCUGCCCUCCAGGCUGCGCGGCGCAAUUCGACGGACGGCGUGGAAUUGGUGGACUUCGAGGCCUCCAUUGAACGCGUCAUCGCCGGUCUGCGUCGCAGCAACCAGCUGCUCUCCCCCGAACAGAAGUUGGUGGUGGCAUACCACGAGGUCGGCCACGCGCUGGUGGGGUGGUGGCUGGAGCACGCUGAUCCCGUGCUCAAGGUGUCCAUAAUACCUCGUAGCAGCGGUUCUUUGGGGUACUCUCAGCAGAUUGCCGAUGAGACGCCGCUGUUCAGCCGCGAGGCGUUGCUGGACAGGAUCGCAGUGAUUUUGGGUGGUCGUGCGUCGGAGGAGAUUUUCGUUGGGCGUAUCACCACAGGUGCGACUGACGACCUGAACAAGGUCACUCGAAUGUGCUACGCCUUCGUCUCGAAGUGGGGCAUGAACCCCGCAUUGGGCCUGGUGUCGUACCAGCGAGAUGGUGACGAGGGGCCCGGGUUCUACCGCGCGUACUCGGAGAGCACUGCACAACUUAUCGACCAGGAAGUGCGCAGCAUUAUCGAGGGACAGUACGCUCGCGUCAAAGCGCUGCUGGGCGAGAAGGCUGAACUGGUGCACAAGCUGGCAAGGCUGCUCUUCGAGCGUGAGAGUUUAAGCUACCAGGACAUUGCAUCUUGCGUGGGCGAGCGCCAGUUCCCCAUGCAGGAGAGGCUGAGGCCGUACGUCCUCGGCAGUAUAUCGGACGUGCCGGAGCUCCCUCGGCUUCCUGAUGCAGAGCCAGCAACGCCGCCGGGCGACGGUAACACCGGACUUGUCUCGGAGGGAUCCCUCUGA
This is a messenger RNA of Babesia ovata, 2391 nucleotides long. Its product is annotated as AFG3 family protein. Gene Ontology annotation, cellular component: m-AAA complex; membrane. Gene Ontology annotation, biological process: protein-containing complex assembly; mitochondrial protein processing. Bases 1 to 2391 code for a protein of 796 amino acids. The record is from RefSeq and is a predicted model, not a curated record. The transcript is spliced from 2 exons. NCBI's taxonomy places the organism in Eukaryota, Apicomplexa, Aconoidasida, Piroplasmida, Babesiidae. Gene Ontology annotation, molecular function: ATP-dependent peptidase activity; ATP binding; zinc ion binding.